Pangasianodon hypophthalmus (striped catfish) is the source of this 4577-nucleotide messenger RNA. RefSeq lists its product as uncharacterized. The record is from RefSeq and is a predicted model, not a curated record. Gene Ontology annotation, cellular component: LUBAC complex. Gene Ontology annotation, molecular function: linear polyubiquitin binding; K63-linked polyubiquitin modification-dependent protein binding; K48-linked polyubiquitin modification-dependent protein binding. Gene Ontology annotation, biological process: protein transport; protein linear polyubiquitination. The transcript is spliced from 21 exons. Lineage: Eukaryota; Metazoa; Chordata; Actinopteri; Siluriformes; Pangasiidae. The coding region runs from base 195 to 2804 and encodes 869 amino acids.
GUCACGUACUACCUAGUACGCUAGUAUGGCUGCUUCGCCUUUACAGCUUCCCGGUGACGGAAAAGCAACAGAAAGUCGCUCAUUAGCUGUCAACUUGGCGCUAUGAGGGAACUUGUGGCUGUAGAGUUUCUGGACAGAACCUGACAGGGGUGUAAACUGCUACACGCAGUUUAGGAAGAUACUGAAGUGUCAGAAUGACUCGUGUGACUUCUGAGUUGGAGUUUAAAACGCUAGCAGAGUGUAACUACUGCUACCCAGCUGACGUCCUGGCAGAGGUCAGAGAGGUCACAUCAGCGUUUCCUGACCUGCACCUCUACGUGGAUUAUUACUAUUACUCCAACAAUGACAGGAAGAAGCUGGUGUAUUUGCGUGGCACCGUCCCUGUGCUUUACGAAGGUGUGCAGUACAACAUCCCGGUGUGCAUCUGGCUCCACAAUACACACCCCCAGAACCCACCACGCUGCCUCGUCUGCCCGCUACGCAACAUGGUGAUCAACAGCAGGAGCAGCAGCGUGGACACUCAGGGUCACGUCCUCCUGCACUGCCUCAGCAACUGGAAGCACGGUUGGUCCAACCUGUCCAUCGUCCUGGAGGAGAUGGUUGCUGCGUUUCAACGUGAGCCGCCUCUUUUCUCCACUUAUCCAAACAGAUCUCCAGCGAAACAGCAUCCGCUGGUGGAGCAGCUUGAUCAUCGCAGAUCUGAUAUAAACCCCACGAGUGGGAACUCCAUGCACAGGAAGUUCUCCCACCCUGAAAUGUCCUCCUCAUCUAUAGCCCAGUCAGCCAACAGCUCUAUGUGUGUGAAGGCGAGUCCGUCUCAGGACGGUGUAGGAGAGCUGAGCAGUGUGAAGAGGUCAUACACACAGGAGCUGAUGGAUUACGGGAUUUCGUUCAGAGCGACAAACCUCCAGAAAAACCCAACUAACCCCUUCAUCACUGCCCCAAAUAUGAACGCCUCAGACCCAGAUGAUAUCAGCAACCUGUUUAAAAGCCUUCAGCUGGAAAGAAUAGUCAACAUGUACCAGCUCGACUACAAAGACAAGGACAUUCCGCAGGCGUGGAGGCAGAGUCAGGGGCAUGAUGAGGGAUCUUUGACCCAGCCGAAGUUGCUCGAUGACGGACACAGAGUCUUGGUGAGCCACCUACCCGUGGGCGUCUCUCCUCAGAGGAUGAAGAACAAACUGACCAUUUACUUUCAGAGGAAGCAGAGCGGAGGCGGAGAGGUAGCGGCCAUCACGUACCCUUCAGCUCAGCCGGACCAGGCGGUGAUCACCUUCAGAAACUACAGAGAUGCCGCGCAUGUCCUGAAAGAGCCACACAGGAUCAUCACAGUGGACGAGCAUCAAGUUCUCAUCCAGCUACAGAGCUUCAAUAGCUCACAAGUCCGCGUCCCGGAGGGCAUCCAGGGCGAGAAAGCCGAGAUGUUCAGCAUCAUCCUGAGUCAGGAGGGCUGCACUUUCACCCCCGCAGAUGUGCUGGAGGCGGUUCAGGCGUGCCGAGACAUCCCGUCUGCUCUCAAAUACCUCUCUCACGACUGCCCCAUCUGCCAGGAGCAGGCGUCCUUCAGUAAGAUGAUCACCAUGACACACUGCUCGUGUACGUUCUGCGAAAGCUGCUUCAAGGCCUACUUCUCGUCUGUCAUCAAAGAGAAGAGCAUCGACUACGCGGUGUGUCCGAUGUGUAACGAGCCAGACGUGCGCACAGCAGGACGCAGGGAGGAGUCCAUGGAGUACUUCAACCUGCUCGACACGCAGAUCAGGCACUAUCUGGACACACAGACCCAUGAGCUGUUUCAGAGGAAGCUGAGGGACCGGGCUCUGCAGGAGAUGCCUAACUUCCGCUGGUGUGCUCAUUGUUCUUUCGGACUUCUUCACGAAGUGGACAGACUGAGGAUGGACUGCCCCAGCUGCAUGAAGAGCACAUGCUUUAAAUGCAAAAGCCCUUGGGCUUCCCAGCAUGAAGGACUUUCCUGUGAGAAGUUUAAGGAAUGGUUGCAGCUCAACAGCCCCGAGUUCCAAAACUCGCGUCUGGAGCUCCUCCUCAGCAGGAACAAGAUAGAUUGCCCGAAAUGCAAGUUUCGGUUCUUUCUGUCUAAAGGCGGCUGUUUACAUUUUAAGUGCACUCAAUGCCAGCACGAGUUCUGCGGAGGCUGCAGUCGGCCGUUCAGGAUGGGCGCUGCGUGUGAUUUCUCCGCCGAAUGUGCUGCUAAGGGUUUACACGCCCAUCACCCCAGGGACUGUCUGUACCACCUCAGAGACUGGAGUGUGGCCAGACUACACAGUCUACUGCAGCACCAUGGCGUGUCCCAUCCGUUCGUGUCCAGACGGAGGGAUGACAAUGGCCAGAAGGGUCAGAAAGGUGUGUGUGGAGUAAUGGAGCACAAAGAGACAGGCAGUGUAAAAGAAGAACCAUGUGGACGCCCGGCUUUCCAAGAAUAUAACGGCUACUGCACCCUUCAUUAUAAGGAGUGUCUAGUGGAGCUGGUUAACCAGAACCGCCUCGAUCCGGUGGUGCUGCUCGAGGGACCCGAACUGCGUGCCGAACUGGACCGCUGGAAGAUCCCAGCCCCGGAGAAGCAACCCCUGGAGUCAGACAAGAUGUACCACGAGCGCCUCAGACAGAUGUUGAUCGAGAGGGUGGGUUUGUCCACGAGCGUCACUUCGAGGUCAAACCCGGCUGCUCCACCCACACCGUCGCCUUCACCCACCUCCCCAAUGCUCGCCGCCGCUCCCUGGUACUCGGUGCUGAACCCGGGCAGAGCCAAAGCUGAAGACUCGCAACUGCUGCUGCUGCUCAAUGAUUGAGGAGAGACUUCAAAUCAAACUCGCACACUGAGGAAGAUCCUGUAGAUCUCCAUCUUAUCCAGUGUGUAUCCACAGUGCCCUGAGGUAGCACACCUGAUCCACUCGCAGGUACGCUCCUGAAACAGGACUUUUCUAUCAGCUGUUGCUGUUAGUUGGAGCUUCAGCACCUCCAGCCUUUUUGUUUAGAAGACUUCCGUUCCUGUAGAGAUGGCUCUCUAUGCAGCUCUGCACAAUGAAGUCUGUAAGUAUUUACGCAGUGACUCAGUUUUGCUUUUGGCUCUGUAACACAGCACAACAUUUAUGAGCACUUUAUACUCGAGUAGGAAGAGCUGCCUCUGACCCUCUGACCGUUCUCUCAAGCCUCAUGUUCAUCCAUGUUUAUCUCUCACUCUCUAGCCUGAUGUUAAAUGUGACGUUUCUUCUGAACUGCAGAUCCAUUUUAAACCAGUACAAUUUUUUUUUUUUUUUUGCCGAAUGGGAGAUAAUUACUACAACCUGCUAUUGUUUGUAUAUUUGUAUUUAAUUGUUAUUAAUGUUUUGUUUAUUUAUUGUGUUUUUAUGGUUUGAAUUGUAGGUUUUAAUUUUUUUUUGCUUCACAAAUCUCAUUGCAUUCUUUCUCUAAUUGACAACACAAACAGGAAGUAAGAAUACAAGAUGAACCGAUCACUUUCAGACACCACAGGUACGAAAAAGCUCAACUCUGAAGGUUAAAUUACAUUCUGUUGGUUUAUUAUGUUUUUAAAUUAUGUUUUUCUGUAAGGAGAUGUUUUAACUUUUUUUUUUUUUUUUUUUGAAGGAGUCACCAGUCUCAGUUUACACUUUCUGGUUUCUUGUUUACAUGACAAGCUGCAUUUUUUGCCUUAUUAACUUCAAGAGGGAGAAAAAAGAGGCUGGUGAAGGAACGACUGUUUUAGAUGCUAUAACAGACAUUCCACGACAUUAAGUGUAACUAUAAACAGAUAAAAAUUGUAAUCCUUGCUGUGGUGUAAGAGGAAUAAAACACUUUGUAAUGUGCUGUUAUAGGAAAAUAAUCAACUUUAGAAAAGGAAAAAUAUUAACCCUGCUUCACCACACCACCGCAUCGCUGAUUAUCUUUCCUAUAACAGCACAACAGAGUUUUAUGAAAAUAUUUCAUAUGCAUUAAAGUGUGUUACAGAGCCAAAACAAAUGCUAACAGACUGCACUGAAUUUUAUCUGAAGUUAUGCUCUCACUCGUGUGAUUUAUUUUUUUGAUAUAAGUGUGAGACUUGUCUAAACCAUGCUGUGUUCAUUCCUAGCACUCCACACCACACUAAAACACUGACCACGUUACCGUGUCUCCUCCUCCUUCUUUUUCUCCACAGUGCAUUAAUUUAAAAAUAGUUUAGUGUGAAUAACCAUCAUGUCUCACGGUUCUGAUUUAAAGAGCACAGGAAUGCAGUUUUUAUUGAUUGUGAAGUGAGCAUUAAACACAGAUGUGACAUUGUGAAUAACUGGGAUAAUAAAAUAUUUUUCUAUCAUGUCCUUGUUUGAAUUUUCAAUAUAUAGGACUAUCUAAUAUAAAGCAUUUAUAACAUGGUAGAACAAAUAUAAAUAUCACAAAACCAAAGUACAUCAGAUUUACGAUGUAAACAAAUCUACGCAAAAUAAACACCAUUAUAACAUUACAGAGAAAUUCAAACGUCAGAGGUGCCGAUAUUUACGGUUUAGCCAUAGCAUUUGAGAUUUUUGAGUUCUUGCUAUGGCGAUUCUUGAGACACUUGGUAUUUAAAAAAAAAAAAAAAAAAAGGAAAA